This is a messenger RNA of Rana temporaria (common frog), 1642 nucleotides long. RefSeq names its product E3 ubiquitin-protein ligase TRIM39-like. Gene Ontology annotation, molecular function: protein binding; zinc ion binding. The record is from RefSeq and is a predicted model, not a curated record. The transcript has 2 exons. Lineage: Eukaryota; Metazoa; Chordata; Amphibia; Anura; Ranidae. Bases 38 to 1642 code for a protein of 534 amino acids.
UGGGGAGAAGACAGGUCUGGUGUGUUGGAGAUAAAGAAUGGCGUCUGCUGCUCUAGGAGACGAGCUGAGCUGCUCCAUCUGCCUGAACUUUUAUACAGAGCCGGUGUCACUGAGAUGUGAACACAACUUCUGCGGGGAUUGUAUUGUGACUGCUCUGGAUACACAGGAGGGGUCCGGAGUUUAUUCCUGUCCGGAGUGCAGAGAUGAGUAUGUAGAGCGCCCUCCUCUGGAGAAGAACAGGAAGCUGUGUAACAUUGUGGAGAACUUCAGAUCUACACAACAAAAGGAGGAGAAAAGUGAGAUCCUCUGUACGUAUUGUGUGGAUUCUCCGGCAGUUGCUGUGAAGACUUGUCUGCAGUGUGAGACUUCUAUGUGUGAUAAACACCUGACAGCCCACAACAAGGCAGUGGAGCAUGUGUUGAUAGAACCCACCUCGUCCUUCAGUAGUAAAAAAUGCUCCAUCCACAAGAAGCUUCUGGAGUAUUACUGCUCCGAGGACGCCGUCUGUCUAUGUGUGUCCUGCUGUUUGGUGGGGAAACAUAAAGGACAUGAAGUAGAACUUCUAGAAGAAGCUUUGGAAAAGAAGGAGAAACUGAGAAAUGUUUUAGAAAAGAUGACUGUGAAGAGCGAGGAAACUGAGAAGAAAAUUCUGAAUCUACAGGACCACAUGACAAAAUCGCAAGAAAAAGUAGACGAUGAGAAGAAGAGAGUCACUGCCCUGUUUGAGGACAUUAGAAGACAGCUGGAGGUCCAGGAACAGAGAGUCCUGAGUGAGAUCUCCAGGCAGGUAGAGGAGGUCUCAUUGUCAGUCACUCGUCUCACCAAACAGUUGGAGAUACAGAAUGAUGAGCUGUCCAGGAAAAUUGGUUACUUUGAGAAGUUGUGUAACGUGACUGACCCAAUAACUGUUCUACAAGAUGCGGAAUCGGACACUGAUGAAGUCCUACAAGAUCAGGAAUCUGACACAGGUGACGAGAAUGUGGUGGAAUCUUCUGUCCAUGAUCUGGAUGAUUUUAUGAUCUCUCUUGUGUUGCACAAAUCUAUAACUGAUCUUAUCACUAAUAUGCAAUUAAAAACCCGCUUCAAUAUACAGGAUGGAACUGAUCUGCGACUGGAUGAAAAAACUGCCCACACAUCUGUGGCUUUAUCUGAUGACCUGAGAACAGCAUCCUUUUCUAAAAUGGAGCAGAAUAGGCCAGAAUUACCACAGAGAUUUACAAAAUACAAUCAGGUGAUGAGUGUGGAGAGUUUUUCCCAUGGGAGACAUUACUGGGAAGUAGAGGUCGGUGACUGUAGGGAUUGGGAUGUGGCUGUUUGCUAUCCCAGUAUAGAGAGAGAUGGUGAUGAGUCUGGUAUUGGGCAUAAUAACAAGUCCUGGAGUCCUUGCAUAUAUGAAAAUAAUGAAUAUGCAUCUCUACAUGACUCUCAGGGACAGGAGUUAUACCCGGAGUGUCCUGUGAAAAGAUUGGGAAUAUAUUUGGAUUAUGAAGGCGGCCGUCUGUCCUUCUACCAGCUGAGUGACCCAAUCGGACACCUCCACACCUUCACCACCACCUUCACCGAACCCCUCCAUGCUGCUUUCUAUCUGGAUGAGGAAGCCUGGGUGAAGAUUGUAUCUCCGGUAUUUUCUAUAAAAUCAUAA